AUGGUUGAUUUUGAUUUAGUUACAAUGCAAGCGCAAAAGGAAGCUCCUCCUGAUAUGCAAUGUAGGGACAAAUUCCUCCUUCAAAGCGUAAAAGUGAAUGAUGGUGUUACGGCAAAUGAUAUAACUGCAGAAAUGCUGGACGUGGUUGAGGAGUGCAAGUUGAGAGUGGUUUAUGUUUCCCCAGCUUCACCAGUACAAGAAGGGUCGGAAGAGGGGUCUUCAGCGGGAGUCUCUGUUUCAGAUGGGAGAUGUGUGCAGCUUAAGAUUUUGCUUCGUAUGUUUUUAUCAUUGCAUCUCUUGUUGUCUUUCAUCUUUUGGUAA
Molecule: messenger RNA, 321 nt
Organism: Hibiscus syriacus
Lineage: Eukaryota; Viridiplantae; Streptophyta; Magnoliopsida; Malvales; Malvaceae
Product: vesicle-associated protein 1-1-like
Exons: 2
Coding region: 1-321 (106 amino acids)
Biological process (GO): endoplasmic reticulum membrane organization
Cellular component (GO): endoplasmic reticulum membrane; plasma membrane
Source: RefSeq, a predicted model, not a curated record